This is a messenger RNA of Fonsecaea multimorphosa CBS 102226, 1461 nucleotides long. RefSeq lists its product as uncharacterized. The transcript has 2 exons. Bases 1 to 1461 code for a protein of 486 amino acids. The record is from RefSeq and is a predicted model, not a curated record. Gene Ontology annotation, cellular component: cytoplasm. NCBI's taxonomy places the organism in Eukaryota, Fungi, Ascomycota, Eurotiomycetes, Chaetothyriales, Herpotrichiellaceae. Gene Ontology annotation, molecular function: oxidoreductase activity.
AUGAAGUAUACUCAGCUGCUGAAAGACCCCAACCUCCCAGUACCCAAGCCGACCAAGUCAUUCUGGCAGAAUCCCGGCCAUGAAAAACUGCUGGGAAUCAAAUCGAAAAAGCUCCCAUCCCAGCGAGACAUUGUGAUUAUCGGAUCGGGCAUGACAGCAUGUAGUGUUUCGAAGGAACUCUUGUCAACCGACCUCAGUGGCACAAUUACGGUCCUCGAAGCAAGAGAGGUAUGUUCAGGUGCCACAGGCCGCAAUGGAGGUCGAAUUACCUGCAUUGCGGUGCGCGAUUACGACAAAUACCGACGCCUCUUUGGAGACGAAGCCGCCAAAGCGAUUGUGCGAUUUGAGCUCGGUCAUCACGAUGAAAUUGAGGCAGCCGCUCUGGAACUCGGGCCGGAACUCUUCAAGAAGACUGAAGUGAGACGAGAUGAGACGAUCGCCACCGUCUUUAGCGAGCAUAAACUCCAGGAGUUCAGGGAUAUGCAUGCCAACUUCGAGGCUGCGUUUCCGGAUCUGGUCGGAAAGGUGAAAAUGCUGGGACACGAAAUUCAAGAUAUUUAUGGGUUGAAAGGCGCAAAGGGUGGCUUCCUGAGCGCAACCGGAGGUGUCUGGGCGUAUCGUCUGGUCACCAGCAUCUUUGCCAAACUUCUCAACGAGCAUGGGGCUCGAUUCGCCAUCGAGACUGGCACACCAGUGCUCCAGAUUACUCGAGACCCAUCUUCCGCCAAAGCUAUCCAUCCUUACGUGGUCACCACACCCAGAGGAUCGAUCAGGGCCAAGCACAUCGUCCACUGUACCGAAGGUCAUACCGCCCACCUUGUCCCAAACCUGCGAGGAAUCCUGGUGCCGCGACGCGGACAGAUGAGUGUUCAGAAUCCCGGAAAAGCUUUCAAAGACCGGCAGGGGAGACGGUCGUACAGCUUCAACUACGAGCACGGGUUCGACUAUCUCAGUCAGAAUCCACAUACGGGUCAGAUCUUUAUCGGGGGAGGCGACCUGCGAGGCUUUGACGCCGGCUUGGAUAUCCAUGGCGUGGCUUCGGAUGCAGAAGAAUCCAUACCAGCCAAGAGCCACCUGACCGGGAUCUUGCCGGUCAUCUUUGGUAGGGAAGGUUGGGGAGAGGAAGAGCCCGGUAAGCCGCGUCUUGAAGCGUCCUGGACGGGGAUCCUGUGCAGCUCCCUUGACGGCGUACCCAUGGUCGGCAUGCUGCCACAGGAAGCCCUUGGUUCUCGUCGAGCUGGGAACUUGCAAGCUGGCGCAGAAUGGAUCUCUGCCGGUUACGGGGGCUAUGGUAUGGUGAACGCUUGGAGAUGUGGGAAAGCCGUGGCGAAGCAGGUACUGGGAAAUGAAUGCCCUGAACUCCCUCAGCCGUAUCAAAUUACAACCUCGAGGAUGGUCGGAUUGUCAACAAGACUGACGGAGCUUGCGGGCACGGAGAAACAUUUGAGAGCAUUGCUAUAG